Molecule: messenger RNA, 249 nt
Organism: Drosophila ficusphila
Lineage: Eukaryota; Metazoa; Arthropoda; Insecta; Diptera; Drosophilidae
Product: male accessory gland serine protease inhibitor-like
Exons: 2
Coding region: 1-249 (82 amino acids)
Molecular function (GO): serine-type endopeptidase inhibitor activity
Source: RefSeq, a predicted model, not a curated record
AUGAAGUCCAUUGCUGCUAUCUGUGUGCUCUUCGCCCUGCUGGGAAUUGCCUUUGGCCUCAAGGAUCCUGUCUGCGGACUGCCCCCAGCACUUGAUGGUAAUGGUGUUAUCGGUUGCAAGGCCCACAUACCCUCCUUCAGCUACCAUGCCGAUAGCAACUCCUGCCAGCGCUUCGUCUACGGAGGAUGGGGAGGCAACGCCAACCGAUUCGACAGCCAGGCGUCCUGCGAGCAGAAGUGCAAGGAAUAA